AUGCCGACGUACGGUCUGAAGGUGAAGGGGCGGGGUGAGGAGGUGACCUACUCCGUGGACUUCCCCUACGACGCGUACGACUGCCAGGUGACGAUGAUGGAGAGGGUCGUGGAGGCGCUGCACGCUGGCGAGAACGCGCUGCUGGAGAGCCCGACGGGUACGGGUAAGACGCUUUGUCUGCUGUGCGCCGCGCUCGGAUGGCGAGAGAAGGCUCACGCGGGGGGGGGACCCGACGACGUCACCGUCGGCCCCGACGCGCGCGCCGCCGCCGCCGCCCGCGGCGACGACCGGGCGCCCGACAGGGGGCCGCUCAUCGUCUACGCCUCGCGCACGCACUCGCAGCUCGCGCAGGUGAUCCGCGAGUUGAGAGCCACCAGGUACCGCCCGCGCAUGGCCAUCAUGGGCAGCCGGCAGCAGAUGUGCGUCCACAAGGACGUCCGCGUCCUCGCCGGCGCCGCGCAGAACGCCGCGUGCAAGGCCAGAACCCAGUCCCGCUCGUGCGCCCAUCACAACGAGCUCGAGCACUUUCGCCGACGAGAACCCAACUUCGGCCGUGACGACCCGGUUGACAUCGAGGACCUCGUCAAGCUCGGCGAACGCGGGGUCGUGGGCGGCGGGUGCGGCCCGUGCCCUUACUUCAUGUCCCUGGACAUGUACAAGGAAGCCGACAUCGUGUUCAUGCCCUACAACUACGUCGUCGACCCUGCGAUGAGAGACGUGCUCGGCGACAGGCUCGACGGCGCGAUCGUCCUCUUCGACGAGGCGCACAACAUCGAGAGCGUGUGCUCGGACGCCGCCGGGUUCGACAUCCCCGCGUCGCACCUCGCGCAAGCCAUCAACGAGGCGCAGGAGGCGUUCGAGGCGGCGGGUGCCGACCCGGGUGCCGACGCGCGUAAGCCGCCUCGGCCCGCGGCGGAAUACAAGCAGCUCCGCGGUGUGCUUUUAGCGUUGGAGGAUAAGGUAGCGGCGCAGGUGGGUAAUAAUGGCGAGGAGUGCGUCAAGCCGGGCGAGUGGCUCUUCGAGCUGUUGGCGUCGCUGAAGAUCACGGAACAGACGUUGGAGAUGAUCAAGUCCAUCGCGCAGGACGCCGCCUCGCUGCUCGCGGGCGAGGCGGCGGCGGUUGGACAGCGGUCGAGGGCGCGGGCGUCGGGGUAUCGGAUCAACGAACUCGCGGAGGCUCUGGAGCUCGCGUUCCGAGCUCGGCGGGAAGGGCACGUGGGCAGCUUUCGUCUGCGAAUCGGCGCGGACGAAUCCCGCGGCGGCUUCGGCGCGGGGCACGGCGCCGGGCCGACUCUGAGCUUCUGGUGCUUCUCCCCCAGCGUGACGAUGUCGCACCUCGCGGAGAAGGGGGUCAAAUCCGUGAUACUCACCUCGGGCACGCUGAGCCCGAUGUCGUCGUUCGCCUCGGAGCUCGGCUUGAACUUCAGGGUUCGUUUAGAGAACCCCCACGUCGUGGCCCCGCACCAGGUGUGGGGCGGCGUCGUGCCCGUCGGUCCGUCCGGCAAGCGGCUCAACUCCACGUACAGAUUUCGCGACACGGACGAGUAUAAAUCGGAGCUGGGCAACGUCGUCGUCAACUUCGCGAGGAUCGUCCCGGACGGUAUGCUGGUCUUCUUCCCGUCCUACGGAGUCAUGCGCGCGUGCGUCGAGCACUGGCGAAACACUGGCACGCCCUCGAUAUGGGAGCGCAUAUGCGCCAGUAAGCACGCCGUCGUGGAGCCCUCGGGAAAGGAGGAGUUCCGCGAGGCUUUCAAGGAGUUUAACGACGCCCUGGAGGCGACUCCGGGGGGUGGCGCCGGCGGCAGGAACGGCGCCGCCUUCUUCGCCGUGUGCCGCGGAAAGGUAUCGGAGGGGAUAGACUUCGCGGACAAGGCUGGACGAUGCGUCGUCCUCACCGGCAUACCGUACGCGCCCAAGGCUGACGCCAAGGUU
This is a messenger RNA of Micromonas commoda, 1932 nucleotides long. RefSeq lists its product with no specific name. Gene Ontology annotation, cellular component: nucleus. Gene Ontology annotation, molecular function: hydrolase activity, acting on acid anhydrides, in phosphorus-containing anhydrides; ATP binding; DNA binding. Gene Ontology annotation, biological process: regulation of double-strand break repair via homologous recombination; negative regulation of DNA recombination; telomeric loop disassembly. The transcript has 5 exons. The annotation marks the transcript as partial. The record is from RefSeq and is a predicted model, not a curated record. Lineage: Eukaryota; Viridiplantae; Chlorophyta; Mamiellophyceae; Mamiellales; Mamiellaceae.